Megachile rotundata (alfalfa leafcutting bee) is the source of this 2827-nucleotide messenger RNA. It is a transcript of the gene Hsp90, whose product is annotated as heat shock protein 90. Gene Ontology annotation, biological process: protein folding. NCBI's taxonomy places the organism in Eukaryota, Metazoa, Arthropoda, Insecta, Hymenoptera, Megachilidae. Gene Ontology annotation, molecular function: ATP-dependent protein folding chaperone; ATP hydrolysis activity; ATP binding. The record is from RefSeq and is a predicted model, not a curated record.
UAAAAGCGGCUGCUGCGCGCUAGGAUUCAAUACUCUGAAAAGUAACUGCGAGAGAGACUGAUCGCUCGAAGCGAACUCAAGCGAAGACAAAGCUACAUUUCGUCUGCGAAUAUUCGUGCUACGUACUCUGAAAGAUAGUGUAAACCCCGUUUUAUUGUUCUGUGCCAUCAGUAUUUCUAUAAUUUUACGUGAUCAUCAAGAAUAACUAAAAUGAUGGAGGACGUUACGAUCUCCGAGCCGGGUGAAGUUGAAACCUUCGCCUUUCAAGCCGAAAUUGCUCAAUUGAUGAGUUUGAUCAUCAACACAUUUUAUUCAAACAAAGAAAUCUUCAUUCGAGAGUUAAUUUCAAACGCAUCUGAUGCAUUGGAUAAAAUCCGUUAUGAAUCUCUCACAGAUCCAUCAAAAUUGGAUACCUGCAAAGAAUUGUUCAUUAAACUUAUUCCAAACAAAAAUGACCGUACUUUGACCAUCCUUGAUUCUGGUAUUGGUAUGACAAAGGCUGAUCUGGUUAACAACCUUGGUACCAUUGCUAAAUCAGGCACAAAGGCAUUUAUGGAAGCUCUUCAAGCUGGUGCAGAUAUCUCUAUGAUUGGUCAGUUUGGUGUGGGUUUCUACUCUGCUUACCUGGUUGCUGACAAGGUUGUUGUCAUCUCGAAACACAAUGAUGAUGAACAAUAUGUGUGGGAAUCCUCUGCUGGUGGUUCAUUCACUGUUCGUCCUGAUAAUGGAGAACGAAUUGGAAGAGGUACAAAGAUCAUCCUGCACAUCAAGGAAGAUCAGACUGAAUAUUUGGAGGAAUCAAAAAUAAAGGAAAUUGUAAAGAAGCAUUCUCAGUUCAUUGGCUAUCCAAUUAAGUUGGUUGUUGAAAAAGAAAGAAACAAGGAACUGAGUGAUGAUGAGGAGGAAGAACCAGCAAAGGAAGGAGAAGCUGAAGAUGAAAAAAUAAAAAUUGAAGAUGUUGGAGAAGAUGAAGAUGAGGACAAACCAAAAGAGGAAAAGAAAAAGAAGAAGAAGACAAUCAAGGAAAAAUAUACAGAGGAUGAAGAGCUUAACAAAACAAAACCAAUUUGGACCAGAAAUCCAGACGACAUUACUCAAGAAGAAUAUGGUGAAUUCUACAAGAGCUUGACCAACGAUUGGGAAGAUCAUCUGGCUGUCAAACAUUUCUCUGUAGAAGGUCAACUGGAAUUCCGGGCAUUACUUUUCAUCCCACGACGCGCGCCUUUCGAUCUCUUUGAAAAUAAGAAGAGGAAAAAUAACAUCAAAUUAUAUGUUCGCAGAGUCUUCAUUAUGGACAACUGUGAAGACCUUAUUCCAGAAUAUCUUAAUUUCAUUAGAGGUGUUGUAGAUAGUGAAGAUCUUCCAUUGAACAUUUCCCGUGAAAUGUUACAACAAAACAAGAUUCUUAAAGUUAUCAGAAAGAACCUUGUGAAAAAAUGUUUGGAACUCUUUGAAGAAUUGUCUGAAGAUAAAGAAAACUACAAGAAAUGCUAUGAACAGUUCAGCAAGAACUUGAAAUUAGGUAUUCAUGAAGAUAGCCAGAAUAGGAAGAAGCUCUCAGAACUGCUUAGGUAUCACACAUCUGCCUCUGGAGAUGAAAUGUGUUCACUGAAAGACUAUGUUGGUAGAAUGAAGGAAAAUCAGAAACACAUUUACUACAUCACUGGUGAAAGCAGGGAACAAGUAGCAAAUAGUUCAUUUGUAGAAAGGGUGAAGAAGCGCGGUUUUGAAGUUGUAUAUAUGACAGAACCUAUUGAUGAAUAUGUUGUACAGCAAUUGAAAGAAUUCGACGGUAAACAGCUGGUAUCUGUAACGAAAGAAGGUUUAGAACUUCCCGAAGAUGAAGAAGAGAAGAAGAAACGUGAAGCAGAUAAAGCCAAAUUUGAGAAUCUGUGCAAAGUUAUGAAGGACAUUUUGGACAAGAAAGUAGAAAAAGUUGUUGUAUCUAACAGGUUAGUCGACUCUCCCUGCUGUAUAGUCACAUCACAAUAUGGAUGGACCGCAAACAUGGAGAGGAUCAUGAAAGCACAAGCCCUUAGAGACACAUCAACUAUGGGAUACAUGGCUGCCAAGAAACAUUUAGAAAUUAAUCCAGACCAUCCAAUUAUGGAGAACUUGAGGCAAAAGGCUGAAGCAGACAAACAUGACAAAUCUGUGAAAGAUCUAGUUAUGCUGCUUUUUGAAACAGCACUCCUAUCUUCUGGUUUUGCUCUUGAAGACCCACAAGUACAUGCUUCCAGAAUAUACAGGAUGAUCAAACUUGGACUUGGUUUUGAUGAUGAAGAUACGCCACCUGCAGAAGAUGAAAAAAUGGAUGCUGAAGUUCCUCCACUAGAAGGUGAUACAGAAGAAGCAUCCAGAAUGGAGGAAGUAGAUUAAGAUCUUUCAUUAUUUAAGACUAUUUAACUAAAUCCAAAGACUUCUAGGAUGUAGAAAGACUGUUACACAUUAAUUCUAUUUUAAGUAUUGAAUUUUUCUUCGUUUUGUCUUUCUGUACGCGACAGAAUGGAGUGCCAUGCUUUCAGUAUUACAUAGUAUACAAGAUAAUUAUUAUACAUAUUUAUUUGAUAAAUAUGAAAUAAAACAAUAAGAAUUCUGUGCAUUCCACGAACGUUGCACCAGAAAUUGAGCCUGUCACUUGAUUCUGUCCUUAAAUUCUUUUUUUAUAAUAUACGAUUUUCACAUGACUGCAAUUCCAUCCUGAUUUUUUUGUAUAUUUUCAUUUCACACUUUCAUCAUUCCAUUGUGAAAUUGUCAUGUAGCCAAAUUACAUUGAAAUCGUUGUAAACAGUUCUGUGCGCAAUAAAAUGACCUUAAAAUAUUUAAA